AUGAGAUUAGGAAAAGGUGUCUAUAAGGAUGUAAAGUUUCUAGUAUUGAAAAUGCAAGACAAUUUCAUUCAAAUUGAUGCAGAAUUGACCAACCUUGCCACAUUGGACGAAUUGAUCCCAAAACUUCCUCCAAAGAACACUCGUUUCAUCUGCUAUUUAUUGAGUUUCGAAAUGCCUACUGAAAAUACUCAACUCAGAGAAGGAAUCAGAAGUAAGAUAAUGUUCCUUACUUGGUGUCCGGAUGAAACCAAUGUUUGGGAAAAGUUUUUAUUUACUGCAGCUACAAAUUUAGUUAAGAAAAAAUUUAAAGGAAUGACUGGAACUAUUCAAUGUUCACAUGGUUCUGAAAUUGAUGAAAGUCUAAUGAUUGAAAAAUGUUUGACCUUUAUGAAGUAA
Molecule: messenger RNA, 396 nt
Organism: Naegleria gruberi
Lineage: Eukaryota; Heterolobosea; Eutetramitea; Acrasida; Naegleriidae
Exons: 1
Coding region: 1-396 (131 amino acids)
Molecular function (GO): actin binding
Source: RefSeq, a predicted model, not a curated record